GUCUCUAGUAUGAUUCAUCCACUUCUCUGCCCCGUUGAUAUCGUUCCAUCCAAACCCCAGAAAGAAAGUUAAUAACCCGCCUUAAGCACUACACCACUCUACCAGUCAUAACAAUCCAAGAGACAGCACUUGGUAUGCACCAUCUUCCGAUAUAGUCCGUGCCUGAUAACCCCACCUACAAUCCAGUUCAUGUACCCAAACCCAGGUACAUAGCACAUAUUACCCCUCAAAACUGCAUCAGAACCACACACCCCCUUGGUCACAUUUUCAUUUCCUACUCCGUAAUAUAACCAUCCACACCCUCCUACUAAAAUGACUGUCCGCGUCUUCAUCUACGGCUACCGCAAGCCCGGCCUCUCCCUAUCCACGUUCCGAGAGCGCUACGAAGCCCACAUCGAUCUUGUGAGACGUAUUUCCGGCGAAGACUUCCCCCUCUCCCACCGCCGGACCUAUAUCGCUCGCACGACCGUCGAUUCCCCACCUGCUGGGGCGACGGCCCGCAACGCCACAACCCCGGCGACUCUCCUUCUGGGCCAGCAGUCGGACUUUGACUUUGAUACGACGGCGGAGUUGACCUUUGCUGAUCAGCCUUCUUUCCAAGCUUUCAUGGCCAAGGUGACGGCUCCAGAGGCGGCGGCGCAGAUUGCGGAGGAUGAGGAGCGGUUCUUUGAUCGGAAGAUGUUGAGUAUUGCUAUGAUUGGGGAGGUGGUGGAGACGAAUAAGUGAGGGGUUGCUUAGAGUGGUAAGCUAGGCUGAGUGUGUACUUGCUGUUAGAACCAAGGGAGGUAUAAACUACUAGUAGACAUGAUGCUUGCUUUUCGGUGGUAUUGCAUAGUAAAUUUGCUGCAUGUAUAGUCUCCUUGCCUUGCUAAGUGGUUAUUACAUUCUGGUUGGAGAUACUAUGUCAUAGUAUAAAGUGGCUUGGAAUGAACAUGGGGGACACGAAGAGUGAAUCUGAGUCUUUCAAAGGGCAUCACUUACUGUUUGAAUUUCAUGUCAAUGAGACAAUCUGCUGGCAUUGCGCAGUGUAACUUACACUAGCUAUUUGGAAGCUGUUUUUCACCAUCUCCAGGAUCACGAUCAAGCAAAGUCCAAAAUGAAGC
Messenger RNA from Aspergillus welwitschiae, 1103 nucleotides. RefSeq names its product EthD domain-containing protein. The record is from RefSeq and is a predicted model, not a curated record. The transcript is spliced from 2 exons. Gene Ontology annotation, molecular function: oxidoreductase activity. Lineage: Eukaryota; Fungi; Ascomycota; Eurotiomycetes; Eurotiales; Aspergillaceae. Bases 313 to 726 code for a protein of 137 amino acids.